This is a messenger RNA of Ostrea edulis (European flat oyster), 1171 nucleotides long. Its product is annotated as C-type mannose receptor 2-like. The record is from RefSeq and is a predicted model, not a curated record. The transcript is spliced from 4 exons. Bases 179 to 949 code for a protein of 256 amino acids. Gene Ontology annotation, molecular function: signaling receptor activity. NCBI's taxonomy places the organism in Eukaryota, Metazoa, Mollusca, Bivalvia, Ostreida, Ostreidae.
UAAUGAUUAAUGUGCAACAAUGAAACAUGACCAAAAGAACUUGAAAUCUUAGGUACACAUAAAAUUAGAAUCGUACCAUUAAAACGUAUUAGAAUGAAUGUCAUAGACGAAGUAUGGUAUUUUCUUUUGGUACAAAAUCCAUAGCACCCUUUCAUUAGGAAAACUACAGUUCGUUAGAAUGUUUUCUUUCCAGUUCUUUAGAAGAUUUGUCGUGAGUUAUAUACUCUGUGUGUUCCUGACCCCCGGGGGAUUUUACACACAGGCAAACGAAGGAGUCAGCAGAUUGAGUCUAGGUCGCGACCACGCUUAUGACGGUGUGACGUCAGUGAACAAGCAAUAUUAUGUUAAAAAUUUGCAAGAAACUAAUUUUGGGACGUGUGUUAGAAAUUGCCUGUUAUAUUCACGUGAAUGUGCUGCCCUUCUGUACAGUGAAACCCUGUUAUACUGCAGCCUCCUAAAGUGUCACCUCAACGAUAAACUGGUCAAUAGCAACAUAGAAGGAGGUGAUUGGGAAUACUGGAGAAAUAACCAGGCUUGUGAAGAAGGCUGGACCCCCUUUGCCGGACAUUGUUAUUUCUUCAAUGAAGCAAGAUCAAAGUGGAACGAUGCUGCGGAUAUCUGCUACCGUCAGGGUUCGUACCUGAUCGAAACGAACUCACCUGCGGAAAACACCUGGAUCAUGGAAUCUUUCCUUCUACCUGAAACUGGGGUUGAGAAAGAGUGUCCACACAUUUGGAGCUGUUCUUGUUGGAUUGGCGCAACUUACUACAAGUCUUCCGGUACGUUUGUAUGGAAUCACAGCGGCGGCGAAAUGGUGGUACCAGAAUGGGCGAAUGACCAGCCUAACAACUAUACCGGAAACCAGGAAUGUGUCAUCCUCAUGAGAUCUGGCAGCGCAAACGAUUUCGUAUGCAAUCAUGCGUUUCAAUUCGUUUGUGAGAAGGAUUGAAGAACACAGAAACAAAUAUUUGGCUUUUCAAUAAUAUGUUUGGCUACCGACAUAAACCGCCAACAAUGUGUUUGUGAAUAUAAAUGUUUAUUCGGGAAUGUUCAUGUUAUAUUCGAAUUACAGAGAGGGGUGUGUAGAUCUGCAUUAUAAUGUUAUGUAAUGAUUUUAUUUUGACCGAACUAAUGUUCUGUCUGCAAAUCAUAAAAUCUACUAUAUUAAGGU